AUGCAAAAGAAGGAAGAAUCUUUAAAAUGGGAAAAUUUAAGAUAUGAUUUACAUCAGUGGCUAAAAGAAGCUAUUAUAUCAAUGGGAUAUCCUACGAUGACUCCAGUACAAGCAUCUACUAUACCUCUUUUAUGUGGAAAUAAAGAUGUCGUAGUUGAAGCAGUAACUGGAUCAGGUAAAACACUUGCAUUUUUAAUACCAGUGUUACAGAAAAUAUCUACUACAUUAUUCGAGAAAGAUGAAGACGGAAUGAUUCAACCUUUAAAAAGAGGUCAUAUGUUAUCUAUUAUAUUAUCACCAACUAGAGAAUUAGCUAAACAGCUACAAUUAGUAUUGAAUCAAGUACUCGAAUAUUUACCAGAUGAUUUACCCAAGAUUAAAACACAAUUACUUGUUGGUUCAUUAGGUAAAGUAAGAGAAGAUGUUGAAUUUUUCUUACAAGAACAACCACAAAUUUUAAUUGCAACACCAGGUCGUAUGCUAGAUUUUUUAAGUUCUCAAUAUGUUAAAACUUCAAGUUUGGAAAUUGUGGUACUAGAUGAGGCUGAUAAAUUAUUAGAUUUUUCAUUUGAAAAAGAUGUGGUCAAUAUACUAAAAAGAUUACCUAAACAAAGAAGAACAGGAUUGUUUUCAGCAACUCUAUCAUCUGCCGGGGAUUCAAUUUUCAAGACAGGUAUGAAUAAUCCAGUUAAAAUUCAAGUUAAAUCAAAGAAUUCAAGUGGUGAAAUAAAUCAAACUCCACAAUCUUUAACGUUAUCAUAUAUGAUGAUUGAUCCAGAAUAUAAAUUAACUACAUUAUUACAAUUAUUAUCAACUUCACAAUUUAAAAAAUCAAUAGUUUAUUUUCCAACAUGUACUUCAGUCAAACAUUUCUACCAUGUAUUCCAAAAGCUCAAUCCCGAUGAUAAUCUAGUGUUUUUUUCAUUACAUGGUCAAUUAAAUACAAAAUCAAGGAUGAAAACAUUGGAAAAAUUUAUAGAAGGUGAUUCAAAUAUGAAUAAAUUUAUAUUAAUGACCACGGAUGUUGCAGCUAGAGGAAUAGAUAUACCUGAUGUAGAUUUAGUUAUUCAAUUAGAUCCGCCUACUGAUCCAAAUGUAUUUUUACAUCGUUGUGGUAGAACAGGAAGAGCAAAUAAAGUAGGUACAGCCAUAGUAAUGUUGAAUAAUAAUAGCCAAGAAGAAGAUUAUAUAGGAUUUAUGGAGGUUAAGAAUAUAAUUAUGGGGAAAUUAAACACUCCAAUACUGAAGAAACAUAAUUCAUUUCAAAAGAAGCUAACAUCAUAUAUGCUUGAAGAUAGGGCAAGACAUGAACUAGCUGUAAAAUCAUACGUUGGUUUCAUAAGAUAUUAUUCUAAACACUCAGCAAGUUCAAUUUUUAGAUUGGCAAGUCUUGAUUAUUUAGGAUAUGCUAAAAUGUAUGGCCUAAUUAGAUUACCUAAAAUGCCAGAGACGAAAUAUAUUGAUAAUGAUAAAAUUCCAGAAGAUGGUUGGCUUAUAGAACCUAUAUGUAUGGACAAAUAUGCAUAUUUAGAUAAAGCUCAAGAGAAAUCAAGAUUAGAGAAUUUGGAAAAAGAAAAAGAACAAAAAAUAGCUGAUGCUAAACGAAGAAAAGAUCUAAAGGUUAAGAAUGAAGCUUGGUCAACUAAAGUGGAAAAGAAAGAAACUAAACAAGAACGUAAGGAGAAAUUAAAAAGAAAGAGAGAAUUAAUUGAGAAACAAUUACUUGAAAAUCCUUCAUCUGAUGAAGAAGAAGUUCAACAAGAUUGGAAAGAAGAAGUACGAAAGAAUAAAAAGAAGAAAGCAAAUUCAGAAAUGCAAGGCUCAUUUGACGAUUUAUAG
This is a messenger RNA of Insectozyma verbasci, 1839 nucleotides long. Lineage: Eukaryota; Fungi; Ascomycota; Pichiomycetes; Serinales; Debaryomycetaceae. The record is from the annotation of a GenBank genome assembly.